Dama dama (fallow deer) is the source of this 3162-nucleotide messenger RNA. It is a transcript of the gene SELP, whose product is annotated as selectin P. Gene Ontology annotation, molecular function: oligosaccharide binding; sialic acid binding. Lineage: Eukaryota; Metazoa; Chordata; Mammalia; Artiodactyla; Cervidae. The record is from RefSeq and is a predicted model, not a curated record. The transcript is spliced from 16 exons. Gene Ontology annotation, cellular component: membrane; external side of plasma membrane. The coding region runs from base 136 to 2445 and encodes 769 amino acids. Gene Ontology annotation, biological process: response to cytokine; leukocyte tethering or rolling; heterophilic cell-cell adhesion.
GAAGGGCUGUGGUGACUUUCAGGAAAGUGAAUAGGAAGUGCUUUUCUAAACAGCCUGACAGCUGAGGGGUGGCAGCGAGAUUAUAAGAAGUCUGGGUCGGACAGACAGCAGAAAGCCAGCCGUGUCACAAAAGAGAUGGCCAGCUGCCCAAAAGCCAUCUGGAACUGGCGAUUUCAGAGAGUGGUCUUCAGAACUGUCCAACUCCUUUGCUUCAGUGUCCUGAUCUUAGAGCUAAUGAACCAGAAAGAAGUAUCAGCAUGGACCUACCACUACACCAAUAAAUCAUAUUCAUGGAAUUAUUCCCGGACAUUCUGCCAGAAGUACUACACGGAUUUAGUGGCCAUCCAGAAUAAAAACGAGAUUGCUUAUCUCAAUGAGACCGUACCUUACUAUAGCUCUUACUACUGGAUUGGUAUUCGAAAGAUCGACAAUAAGUGGACCUGGGUGGGAACCAAGAAGACUCUCACUAAGGAAGCUGAGAACUGGGCUGACAAUGAGCCUAACAACAAAAAGAACAACCAGGACUGUGUGGAGAUCUACAUCAAGAGUCCGUCAGCCCCUGGCAAGUGGAAUGAUGAGCCCUGUUGGAAAAAAAAGCGAGCACUCUGCUAUAGAGCCUCCUGCCAGGACAUGUCCUGCAGCAAACAAGGAGAGUGCAUUGAGACCAUCGGGAACUACACCUGCUCCUGUUACCCUGGGUUCUAUGGACCAGAGUGUGAAUACGUCAGAGAGUGUGGCGAAUUUGACCUUCCUCAACAUGUGCACAUGAACUGCAGUCACCCUCAUGGAAACUUCUCUUUCAACUCACAGUGCAGCUUCCACUGCACUGAAGGGUACAUAUUGAAUGGACCUAGGGAGCUGGAGUGUUUGGCUUCUGGAAUCUGGACGAAUUCACCCCCACAGUGCACAGCUGUCCAGUGCCCGGCUCUGAAGUCUCCAGAGCAAGGAAGCAUGAGCUGUUUCCAUUCCGCAAAAGCAUUCCAGCACCAGUCCAGCUGCAGCUUCAGCUGCGAAGAGGGAUUCGCAUUAGUUGGGCCAGAGGUAGUGCAGUGCACAGCCUCGGGGGUGUGGACAGCGCCAACUCCGGUGUGUAAAGCCAUUGCCUGUGAGCCCCUGGAGAGUCCUGUCCAUGGAAGCAUGGAUUGCUCCCCGUCUUCGAGAGCAUUCCAGUACAACACCAACUGUAGCUUUCAUUGUGCUGAGGGUUUCACGCUGAGGGGAGCUGACACAGUUCGGUGUGCUGAUUCGGGACAGUGGACAGCACCAGCCCCAGUCUGUCAAGCACUGCAGUGCCAGGAUCUUCCGACCUCAAACAAGGUCCGGGUGAACUGCUCACAUCCCUUUGGUGACUUCAGGUACCAGUCGACCUGUAGCUUUACCUGCGAUGAAGGUUCAUUCCUGGUGGGAGCAAGUGUGCUGCAAUGCCUGGAUACUGGGAACUGGGAUGCUCCUUUUCCAGAAUGCCAAGCUGUUACCUGCGCACCUCUGCCAAACCCUCAGAAUGGAGAAAAGACUUGUGUCCAACCUCUUGGAGGUUCCAGUUAUAAGUCCACAUGCUGGUUCACAUGUCAUGAGGGAUUCUCUUUAUCCGGACCAGAAAGACUGGACUGUGCUCCAUCUGGACACUGGACGGGUUCCCCACCCACGUGUGAAGCCAUCAAGUGUCCGGAACUAUCUGCCCCUGAGCAGGGAAGCCUGCACUGUCCUGACACGCAUGGAGAAUUCAUUGUUGGCUCCAUCUGCCACUUCUCCUGUAACAAGGGCUUGAAGCUGGAGGGGUCCAACCAUGUUGAGUGCACAGCUUCCGGGAGAUGGACAGCACCCCCACCAGCCUGCAAAGUGGACACAGCAUCAGCUCUUGUUCCAGUGGUGCAAUGCCCACCCCUCAUCGCUCCAAUGCAGGGAACAAUGUCCUGUCAGCAUCAUCUGAGGAACUUUGGUUUGAAUACCACUUGCCACUUUGGAUGCAAAGCUGGAUUCACACUCAUGGGAGAUAGAGCUCUCCGAUGCAGACCUUCCAGACAAUGGACAGCAGUAGCUCCCACGUGCAGAGCUGUCAAAUGCUCCAAGCUACCCAUUACUGAGCCAAUAGUGAUGAACUGCUCCAACCCUUGGGGAAAUUUCAGCUAUGGAUCAACCUGCAGCUUCCAUUGCCCAGAGGGUCAAUUACUUAGUGGCUCAGAAAGAACAGCAUGCCAAGAGAAUGGUCAGUGGUCAACAACCUUGCCAACCUGCCAAGCAGGGCCACUGACUAUCCAGGAAACCCUGACUUAUGUUGGUGGAGCAGCAGCUUGUACAACAGGCCUAGUGACGGGUUCGAUACUCCUGGCUCUGCUAAGAAGGCGUUGCAGACAAAAAGAUGAUGGAAAAAGCCCCUUGAACCCUCAAAGCCACCUAGGAACAUAUGGAGUUUUUACAAAUGCUGCAUUUGACCCAAGCCCUUAAGAGACCUGUUCUUGUCUUGGUGACCUCGUCCAACCGCCACAGGAUCCUAUUUUUGAACAUCAGCUUUCCCGAAAAGACUUGAUUCAAGUGUUGAGUGUUUGCUGCAGUUUUCUGUAAAUACUUGUGAAUAAAGGACGUGGAAUUUCCUUUAGAUUAGUUCUGCACCAGAGCAGAAGGACUGGACCACAAGCCCCAAUUCUCCACCCACCACCCUUUCCUGCUCCAUUUCCUCUUCCUUCAACACAAGCUCAGAAGCUGGGACUGAGUGUUUCUGCGGUGGUCUGUGGGCUUUGACCUAGCUGUCACUUGCGGUACUAAUUAGCUAGAGCCCAGAGCAUGACUCACCAGAUCAGACUGGAAAAAUAAAAAUGCCUCUUUAUUUUUGGACUGGAGGAGGUUCUCCUCUACUUUGUUGGAAGGCAGGAGGUGUCUCUGACUUGAGGGAAUUUCUAUAGGAUUUCCUGGGUCUUCAGGGCUUGCUGUUGAUGAAGCCUUUUGGACUUCCUUGAAGCUCCAAGAGAGGCCUCUGGAUGGCACCAGAGGCUGCAGAAGACUGGUGCUCCAGACAGGAAGGUAACAUCGCUGUAGACCUUCCCUCCGCCGUCACUCUCCCCCGGAGGACCCAGAGACCAAACCUUGAAUGAAUAGUUAAAAGGAUUCCCCUAAAUGCUAUGUUCUAGUGUUUGAUAUUUUGCUGAAUAAAGUCUGUAUCCAUCA